This is a messenger RNA of Symbiodinium natans, 849 nucleotides long. NCBI's taxonomy places the organism in Eukaryota, Dinophyceae, Suessiales, Symbiodiniaceae. The record is from the annotation of a GenBank genome assembly.
AUGUUGAUCAUGCCUGAUCUCGUUAUGACUGUUGUGCGAAUUUUGGGUUGCUUGGCAGGUGGCUGGCUGCCAGCUUCUUUUCACGAAAAGCUUGCCUCAGAAGCAGUCCGGGGAUGGCAAAAUUUCCGCGAUGUUAUUGGGCCUGGUCUCCCACGCAAUCACGAGCUAUAUAGGCAAUUGUCGCAGAAACAUGCUGGGGCAUUGAACGAUGCAUUCUUUCACUACCAGAAGAGACUGUUCGAGGCAGAAGGCAAUUUUGAACUUGCCAUGUCCCCUGACUUCGAGACCAGUACUCCGCCACCUGAUGCAAACUCGAGCUGGCCAGACAUGAAUGCGUUGCCCGAGUACAAGAAGCUGCGCAAGAUCGUGGAGCGCCUCAGCAGAAGGUAUCUCACAAGGUCGGGGCUGGCACCUGAAUCUGCAAUGGCCUUGAACUACAGCUUGUUCAACUGGGCAGCUGUGCAUGGCCCAGGCGAGUUUCAUGGGCCGCACACCCACGUCGGCGAGUACCACGUGGGGGUCUUCUAUGCUCAGGCUGGUGAUGGUGCUGGAAAGUUGCGCUUCGGCGAUCCGCGAGGACAUAGCCCUCCAUUCGGCCGAUCCUUCUUUCACUCUCCGAGGUCCGGCGACCUGGUGUUCUUCCCGUCUUGGCUCAGUCACAUGGCAACGGUGACGGCUCCGCAGACAAAUCCUACUUCCGGAGAAAGCCCUCCAUUGCGUGUCGUGUUUUCCUUCAACAUUGGACCGGUUCAGGGCCCAAUGCCGUGCCAUGUGUGGUGGAGUGACCCUACCGGCGACAUGCGAUUCAGUCGGAAAUUGGCAUUCAACCCAGAGACGCUGGGAUUGUGA